GCCCUGGAUCCGCUGGUUCCGUAACAACAUCCCGUUGGCUUACUUCAGGCAGAGGGGCCGGUGCAGCCGCCGCCUCCCAGGAGCGCCGCCCGCCUGGGCCUGCGCCCUCCCCGGCCCAGGCCGCCAUGGCCACCAACCCGCAGCCUCAGCCUCCUCCUCCCGCGCCGCCGCCUCCCCCGCCGCAGCCGCAGCCGCCGCCGCCGCCGCCCGGCCCCGGGGCUGGCCCGGGCACGGGCGGGGCGGGCGGCGCGGGGGCCGGCGCCGGGGACCCACAGCUCGUGGCCAUGAUCGUGAACCACCUCAAAAGUCAAGGGCUCUUCGACCAGUUCCGCAGGGACUGCCUGGCCGACGUGGACACCAAGCCUGCCUAUCAGAAUCUGAGACAACGUGUUGACAACUUUGUUGCAAACCACUUAGCAACUCAUACGUGGAGUCCGCACCUCAAUAAGAACCAGCUAAGAAACAAUAUUCGACAGCAAGUGCUCAAAUCAGGAAUGUUGGAGUCUGGUAUUGACAGAAUUAUUUCUCAGGUUGUGGAUCCAAAGAUUAACCACACAUUCAGACCUCAGGUGGAGAAAGCUGUGCAUGAGUUUUUGGCCACGCUAAAUCACAAAGAGGAAACAGGUGGCAGCACAGCCCCCGAUGAUGAGAAACCAGACUCUUCCAUCCUUACACAAGGUGUCCCUGCCCCUGGGGCCAGUGCGAAUGUGGCCAGUGAUGCCAUGUCAAUCUUGGAAACCAUCACUUCUCUUAACCAAGAAGCUAGUGCUGCCAGGGCUUCGACAGAAACAUCAAAUGCAAAGACCAGUGAGAGAAUACCCAAAAAACUCCUGUCUCAGCCAAGCACUGAGACUACUGCUGAGAAAGAGAGAACUUCAGAGGACACGGCUGAUAAAGAAAAAUCUACACCUGACUCUGCAGGGGAAGGACAGGAAACAGUCCCUAAGUCUGAAGAAUUUAGUGAUCUCCCUUGUCCAGUUGAAGAAAUUAAAAAUCACAUAAAAGAAAGUAAUAGUUCAGUUCUGCUAAAUAAGGAUGUUCAACAAGAAAGCAGUGACCAAAAAAAUAAAUCAACAGACAAAGGUGAAAAGAAGCCAGACAGCAAUGAAAAGGGAGAAAGAAAGAAAGAAAAGAAGGAAAAGACUGAAAAGAAAUUUGAUCACUCAAAAAGGAGUGAAGAUGUCCAAAAAGUAAAAGAUGAAAAACAAGCAAAGGAUAAAGAAGUAGAGUGUUCAAAACUUCCCUCAGAAAAAAACAAUAAUAAAGCUAAAACCAGCGAAGGGACCAAAGAAGAUUUCUCUUUGAUAGAUUCUGAUGUGGAUGGACUUACAGACAUCACAGUUAGCUCUGUCCACACCAGUGACCUUUCAUCUUUUGAAGAAGACACUGAGGAGGAAGUUGUAAUGUCUGACAGCAUGGAAGAAGGAGAGAUUACAUCAGAUGACGAAGAAAAGAACAAGCAGAACAAAACAAAAACUCAAACCAAUGAUUCCAGUGAAGGAAAAGCAAAAAGUGUACGGCAUGCUUAUGUUCACAAACCAUAUCUUUAUUCAAAGUAUUAUAGUGAUUCUGAUGACGAGCUUACUGUAGAACAACGGCGGCAAUCUAUAGCUAAAGAAAAAGAAGAGAGACUUUUAAGAAGGCAAAUUAAUAGAGAGAAACUUGAGGAAAAACGAAAACAGAAAGCAGAAAAGACAAAGUCUUCAAAAGCUAAGAAUCAAGGCAAAAGUAGUGUGGACUUAGAAGAAUCAUCAACAAAGAGUUUGGAACCCAAAGCCCCCCGAAGUAAAGAAGUCCUUAAAGAACGGAAAGUUUUAGAGAAAAAGGUAGCCUUAAGCAAAAAGAGAAAAAAGGAUUCCAGGAACGUUGACGAGAAUUCUAAAAAGAAACAGCAAUCUGAAGAAGAUUCCAAAGAAACCCUCAAAACAAGUGAGCAUUGUGAAAAGGAAAAAGUAUCUUCUUCAAAGGAUUUGAAGCACGUUCAUGCAAAGAGUGAACCAAGUAAACCUGCUCGGAGACUUUCAGAGUCUUUGCAUUCAGCUGAUGAAAACAAAAAUGAAUCCAAAAUAGAAAGAGAACAUAAAAGACGGACAUCAACCCCUGUUGUGGUGGAAGGGGUGCAGGAAGAGACUGACGUGAGAGAUGGGAAGAGGCCAGUGGAACGGUCAGAAAGUGGCACAGAAGAACUCCAGAAACAGAAAUGCACACUUAAAAAUGAAAAGCAUCUAAAGAAGGAUGAUUCUGAAACACCACACUUGAGAAGCCUGCCUAAGAAAGAGACAAAAUCCUCCAAGGACAAGCCUGAAAAAGAGAAAACUUUGUCAGAAGACAAACUGUCUACAAAACAUAAGUAUAAAGGUGACAGUACACAUAAAACAGGUGAUGAGACUGAGCUUCACUCUUCUGAGAAAGGCUUAAAAGUUGAUGAAAAUAUUCAGAAGCCAAGUCAACAAACAAGGCUUUCUUCAGAUGAUAAAGCUGAACGAAAAAGUAAACAUAGGAAUGAAAGGAAAUUAUCAAUUUUGGGCAAAGAUGGUAAGCCAGUUUCUGAAUAUAUUAUAAAAACCGAUGAGAAUGUUCGUAAAGAAAACAACAGAAAAGAGAAACACGGGUCAGCCGACAAAACUAAGGCAGAGCACAAAUCAAGAAGAUCAAGUGAUUCUAAAAUUCAGAAAGAUUCUCUGAGUUCCAAGCAACAUGGAAGCACAUUACAGAGAAGAAGUGAAAGUUACUCAGAGGAUAAAUGUGAUAUGGACUCAACUAAUGUAGAUAGUAAUUCAAAAGCAGAAGAGGUUAUUCACAAGGAGAAACGAAGAACCAAGAGCUUGUUAGAAGAGAAACUUGUGUUAAAGUCUAAAUCCAAGAGCCAAGGCAAACAGUUAAAAACAGUUGAAACAGAAUCACAAGAAAAUGUCACGAAACAGGUGACCACUUCAAAACCAGAUAAGGAGAAGAACACAGAAGAAAGUGACCCAGAUAGGCUGCGGAAGUCUAGAGUUGAAGACAGACCUUCUGAGGAAAGUGGUAUGGAACCUGCAUCAGAGAGCACUGCCUCUUCAACACAUGGUGCACAGAGAGAGUCCAGUCACAAAACGAAGUUACCACUAGCAAAGGAGAAGCACAAGGGUGAUAAAGAGUCGAGCUCCGCCAGACUUGAGAGAAAGUUAUCAGAUGGGCACAAAAGCAGGAGCUUAAAGCAUAGUAGUAAGGACGUGAAAAAGAAGGAAGAAAAUAAAUCAGAGGACAAGGAUGGUAAGGAAGUUGACAGCAGUCAUGAAAAGCCCAGAGGAAAUAGUUCAGUCGUGGAAAAGAAAUUAAGCAGAAGGUUGUGUGAAAAUCGAAGAGGAAGCUUAUCCCAAGAAGUGACCAAAGGAGAAGAAAAACCAGCUGCAAACCCUUUGGGCACUCCCAGUAGUUCCUCCCUUCAGAGACCAAAAAAAAGUGGUGAUCCUGCCUUGAUCCCCGAACAAGAGCCAAUGGAAAUUGAUCUGGAGCCAGCCAUGGAAAAUGCAUUGGAAGUACCCAAAACCCAAAACAUCAGAAGCAGUAGUUCUCAGCAAGACAUUGACUUAGAAAAUAUUACAAAACAAAAAACCACUACAGUUCUAAAGGAUGAGUUACGAACUUCCACAGUAGAUUCAAAAACAGCAGCGCCAGCCUGUAAAUCAGGACGUGGAACAGGAACUGUUGGUAAUUCUGAAAAGCAUGCUGACCAUAAAAGCACCCUAACCAAGAAAGUGCAUCUCCAAAGUGCUGUGUCCAAACUGAAUCCUGGGGAGAAAGAGCCUGCUCAACAAGGAACUAAUGAAAUGAAUGUAGACUCCGAAACGAGUCAUCAAUUGUUACCUCGUUAUCUGUCAGAAAGUGACAGGGCACAAAAGAAUUUGAAAAACGCCACCAGACCCACUGAAGAGCAUGUUGCUCAAGGAGAUACUGCUCUUGAACAUUCCACAAAUGUAGACUCUUCCCUGUCGUUAAGUUCUGUGACUGCUGUGCCUCAGAAACAAUCUUAUGCUUCAUGUGUAACUCCUUUAGUUGACAAAAGAACUGUUUCAGAAGGUGGCACAGCCAGCACCUUGCUUGUGGACCACUCUGAAAUCCCUAACCAAAGCUUGACUCUUAGGGAAUCAGAAGUCCCUAGGGCAAGUGACAGCAAAGAAGGUGAUGCAGUUUCCGCAGUUUCCACAGUAGAUAAACCAGCAAAAGCAAGCAUGGAUAACAAAAGACACAUUCCAGAAGGUUCCCAGGCCACUGUACUCCACAGCAAACAAGGAAAAGUAAACAUGCCUCUUGGUAGUGAGUUAACAGACAUGACUAUGGAAAAUGAGAAUGUUAUCGAAGAAGGUGGCUCAAUGGACAUGGCUGGGAAAGGAAGUAACUUGAAUUCAAAGCAGACAAUUAAGGCUUCUGUAGAAAAUGGCCAAAAGGAUGGCAUUGCUGUUGAUCAGGUGGUAGGUGUGAGUACAGAAAAAGAUGCUGAAACUGUUGGACUUAAGCAUAGUAGAGGCCCAGUUGAAAUAGAAAACAUGCCAACUGAUGCUGACAGAAGGAAUGAAAACAGUGAGGUGGACACCAGUGCUGAAAGCAACACUGCAUCCUCUGUGUUACACCAAAGGAGCCGGAAAGCUGAGACUGCAACAGCCAGGUCUGGUAGAGCAGAAAAGACUUCCAUUGCCACCAGUACUGAAGGGAAGGACAGAGGUGUUCCCCUAAACCCAGUGAAGGAGGGGGAUGCCACAACCACGUCUGCAGAGACAGCAGAGGGCAGGGUGGCCGUGCCUUGCACAAGCAUCGAGGCGGAUGAAGGCCUCACGAUGGGUGUGCACUCCAGAAAGCACUCUCUUCACAUCGGGCUAGAAGCCAGGGAAGGCACCAUCUUUGCUGCAGCAGAGGAGGGUGGGGGCGUCGUCACAGAAGGAUUUGCUGAAAGUGAAACUUUCCUUACAAGCACCAAGGAAGGAGAAAGUGGGGAGUGUGCUGUGGCCGAGCCAGAAGAAAGAGUGACUGACCCAGUGACGGCUCCCGCGGGGACCACAGAAGAUGACGUCAAUAGCGCGGCACCCGAAGAGAAGGAUGAUGCUGUGACCAGCGCAGGCUCCGAGGGGAAGUGUGAUGGUUCUUCAAGUGGGGACUCAGGACUCGUGGAGGGAGCUGUUACUUUUAUUAGCGAGGUUGAAAGUGAUGGAGCGGUAACAAGUGCUGGCACAGAAAUCAGAGAGGGGUCCCUAAGCAGUGAAGAGGUGGAUGGAUUUCGGAGAAAUAUGAGAAUGGGCCCCAAGAAGGAAACUGAGGGGACUGUGACGUGUACAGGAGCAGAACGGAGAAGUGAUAGCUUUGUCAUGUGCUCAGUAGCUGGUGCAGGGCCACAGGAGGAGCGGAGGGUUACAGGGGCCCCUGAGGUCCCAGUAGAUAAUGACACGCCAGCGGGAGCCAGUCCCACCCAGGAAGGAGGCGGGUCUGUGAAUGACGGCCCAGAAGGUGAAAGCGCGGUCACCAGCACAGGGAUAACAGAGGAAGAUGGGGAGGGGCCAGCAAGUUGCACAGGUUCAGAAGAGAGCAGCGAAGGCUUUGCUCUAAGUUCCGAAUCAGAAGAAAACGGAGAGAGUGCAAUGGACAGCACAGUUGCCAAAGACAUCACCAACAUACCAUUAGUCGCUGCUGGUCCGUGCGAUGACGAAGACAUCGUGACCAGCACAGGCGCGAAGGAGGAAGAUGAUGAGGGGGAGGGUGUCGUGACCAGUACUGGAAGAGGAAAUGAGAUAGGGCAUGCGUCAACAUGCACAGGGAUUGAGGAAGAAGGUGAAGGGGUGUCUGUCUGUGAAAGUGCAGAAGAAGGGGAUGGUCGGAUUGGCACUGCGGUGGGGCAUGUGGAAGCCGAGGCCGGGGCUGCCAUCCCGAAUGCAAAUGAGAGUAAUGUUGAUAGCAUGAGCGGUGCCGAGAAGGACAUUAAAGAUGCAGAGAUCUGCUCCAGUGCCAAAGGGAUUGUGGAAAGCAGCGUGACCAGCGCAGCUGCAGGAAAGGGCGAAGUGGCUCCAGUUCGUGAAGGUUGUGAGGGUCCCAUGACUAGUGCGGCUUCAGAUCACAGUGACAGUCAGCUCACCAGAAAAGAAAAAGUCGACGAUACCACUAUUUCCACUGGCCUGGUGGGGGGCAGUUAUGAAGCUCUUGUAUCCGGUGCAGCCCCAGAAUACAAGGCUCAUCACACGUCACCAGGUGAAAAAGCAGAUGAAGGUAUCAUCACCUCUGUGGAAAAUGAAGACUGUGACGGCCUUGUGGCUGCUAAAGCCAGUGUCAGUAUUACCAACCAGGCUUGUUUAGCCAGCGGUAAAAGUCAAGGCAAAGGCUUGAUGAUUUCUACCAGUACAACAAAUGAUUUCACCCUGCAGCUAAACACGAUGGUAGACAUAGAAGAAGGUCAUUCAAGUGCCCUGAGAACUGAAGAAAGCGUGGAAGGCCCCAGAGUGAAUGUGGAAGAAUUCGAGGCCCCCAUGCCCAGCGCAGUGUCAGGCAAUGAGAGCCAACUCCCGACUGCAAGAAAUGAGGAGAAAGACGAGUGUGCCAUGAUUUCCACAAGCAUAGGGGAGGAGUUCGAAGUGCCCAUUUCCAGUGCAACAACCAUCCAAGGUGCCGAGAGUCAGCAGCCAGUUGUAGCAGUUGAAGAAAGAGCUAAAGGGCCAGUCUUGGUGAGCGCUGAUGACUUUGAUGUGCCCAUGCCCAGCGCACCUGCGGAAGUUGAGAGCCCCCUUGCUUCAACCAGCAAGGAGGAGAAAGAUGAGUGUGCCCUCAUUUCCACCAGCAUCGCAGAAGAGUGCGAGGCCUCUAUUUGUGGUGUGGCUGUGGGAAGGGAAUGUGAGCGAUCCAUCCUGGGCAUGGAAGAGAAAGAUGGGAGUGCCAUCAUCUCAACAAGCUCAGUAGAAGACUGCGAGGGCCCAGUGUCCAGUGCUGUCCCUCAGGAGGAAGUCCAUCCCUUGGUCACACCAGUGGAGGAGACGAGUGACACCGCCAUGAUUUCCACCAGCACCUCGGAAGGAUGUGAGGCAGUCAUGGUGGGUGCCGUCCCACAGGAUGAAGAUCAGCCCGCCAUUGUGGGGACAGAGGACUUGAGUGAUGCCGCCAUCAUCUCCACCAGCACAGCCGAAUGUGUGCUGGCCGCCACUGGCCUAAACAGGCACGAAGAGAAUCAGCUGACUGCAGGCAGCCCUGAAGGAAAAGAUGACCUGUCAGCCUCGAAGAUGAGCAAGGCUGAGGCCCCUCUGUCCAGCCUAAUUGCUGGGGACAACUGUCAGUAUCCUGGGCCAUCCACAGGAGAAAAAGAAGUGGGCCCCGUGGUGGCAGUGGGCACCAGGGAAGGGCAUGACAGGGUGUCGGUCAGCAUGUUCUCUGCAGGUGCUGGAUGUGCACCAGAGACAGAGAAGUCUGGCAAGGACUGUGCGGGCAAAGUUCAGAGAGAAGAUGAAAGCCCUGAGGCAGGGACGUCAGGGGACAGCACUCCAGGCAGGUGUCCGGCAGGGGUUAGUGUGGACUUGCCUCUCCACCCUCGAGGACCAGAGCAGGCAGCCGAGGACUCCUCCAUCAGGGUGCUCUGUUUGACAGCCCUAAACACUGGUGCUAAAAAAGCUGAUGAUCAGCAGGCGCCUGAGGGUGACUUGGAAACCGCCACUGAAUGUAUUAAUGGCCAAGGAUCAGAAAUUGCUCCUUCUCACAUGACAGUCUUUCCUGCUGCCUACGCUGUAGCUCUCUUGGCUCCUACAUGCAAGCAGGACUUGACUAUCAGGAGCGAUCGCAGUGGCAAGUGGAUUGCUCCAGCGUCUGCUGAGCAAACAGGAGAUGGUAACAGCAUGACCGUGUCCUUCCAGGAAGAAGGAGGCCUUGAAGUCACUGUUUCUUCUGAAGAAAAUUUGCGUAACACAGGCACUGAAGAGUCUCCAUUGAAUGAUUUGGGAGGAUUGGGACUGAAAGCCAACUUGAAAACUGAGGUAUUUGUGCCAUCAGAGGAAGAGAAAAAUCAUGAAAUUCCAGCACCACCAGAAAGUCCAAAUGAGAGAAAGCUGAGUGGAAUCGCUGAACUACGGAGGGAGCCUUUGUUGGUGAUUGAAUCACUAAAUGUCGAAAAUUCAGGCUCAAAAACAAAUGAAAUUCAUAGCAAAUCUCAAAGCAAAGAAGAGAUAUCCAAUAGUGGAAAAGACAACACAGAAGCCAUAAGAAGUCAUAGUGUUGAAACAAAUCCUAAAGAGGUUGAAGAGGAAGAAAGGCACAGGCCUAAAAGAAAAAGAAAGAAGCAGUACCUCUCUUCAGAAGAUGAACUGGAUGAUAAUCCAGAUGUCCUGGAUUCCAAAAUAGAAACAGGACAGAGGCAAUGUUCUGAAGCUGAGCCACAAGAUACAAAGGAAGAGAACUCUGGAGAUUUGGAAGAGUUACCUAAAACAAGUUCUAAGACAAACAACACUGCUUCAAGGGCCAUGGAAGAAAAAGAUGAAUACAGCAGCAGUGAAGCUGCUGGCGAAAAGACAGAGCAGAAUGAUGAUGACAACAUAAAAUCUCAGGAGGAAGAUCAGCCAGUAAUUAUUAAAAGGAAAAGAGGAAGACCUCGUAAACACCCUUUAGAAACAUCAUUGAAAACAAAAGAUGACUGCAAAACAGAUGCUGGCAUUGUCACUGUAGAACAGUCUCCACCUGGCUGCAAACAGAAAGUAAUGCAAACAGAUGAGUCCAAUAAAGAAACACCUAACCUACAAGAACGAAGUGGAAGCAAUGAUGACAGUGAAGAAAAAUCUGUGGCAAAUGUGCGUCGGAGAGGAAGAAAGCCCAAGCGUUCACUCACUCUAUCAGAUGAUGCUGAAUCCUCAGAGCCAGAAAGAAAACGCCAGAAAUCAGUUUCUGAAGCAACUGAGGACAAGAAAGACCAGGAGUCUGAUGAGGAAGAGGAAGAAGAGGAGGAGGAUGAGCCCACAGGAGCCACCACAAGGUCCAGCACCAGAUCAGAGGCUCAGAGAUCAAAGGCACAGCUCUCCCCUUCUACCAAGCGCAAGAGAGAAGCCAGCCCUCCCGGGGCACGUACCAGAGGCCAGCAGAGGGUGGAGGAGACCCCGGUGAAGAAGGCAAAGCGGUAAUCUGACUGCGGCCACCCCUGGCUGGUCCACAAGGGGACAUGGUAGAGAGAAGAGGGACAAGCCUCAGGGCCACAGGCUGUUAUUUUUAACCAGGGGAAGGCCGUGCAUGUGCUCCAAGUUCCUAGGUGCAAGCUUUUUCUUGUUAUGUUUUAAACAGCUUUAUAAACUAUUGUUCAUAGAAGUAUUAUGUACAUUUAUUUCAGAUAAAGGAAAAUAAGUUUACUUUGUACCUGAACUCAAAACAAAGUAGUUGUAUAUUUUAACAUUUGAAAUUGGGAUUUCCCGAUGUGACACAUCACUCACGCAAACCCUUCCAGCCCAUCAGACACCAGGCUGCCAAUUGGUAAUCUGUGUACAGUAUAUAAACAUGUAAAAACAGGUUGUAUUUUACUGUAUGUAUGAUGCUAAUCAAUGAACACUUUAUUUAUUUUACAGAGAAAACUUAUCUGUGAACUUUACUAUAUAUCUGUUUAUUUUAUUUUAUUUUUUUUAAUAAAAAAAAAGGGUUUUAAAUGCUAUGCAGUCAUUAGUAGAGAUGUUUUAGGACUCUGCCUGCCCUGUAACUAUCUGAAUCUCAUCUGGCAGGAAA
Kogia breviceps (pygmy sperm whale) is the source of this 9699-nucleotide messenger RNA. RefSeq names its product biorientation of chromosomes in cell division 1 like 1 (gene BOD1L1). The record is from RefSeq and is a predicted model, not a curated record. NCBI's taxonomy places the organism in Eukaryota, Metazoa, Chordata, Mammalia, Artiodactyla, Physeteridae.